UCUUGCUUUCCGCAACGCCGGAGCAGGGCCGCAAAACACUGGAUACCUUCCGCCCUAGUGGCUAUAAAUCCCCUUCAGCCGUCUUGGAUCUGUGCUGACCAUGUCCGCAUCAGACGGCAAUCAUCUUGGCCCCCAGAAUUUUUCACAAUUUCACAAAAUGUCUCAAUGUCCGACUCAGCCAGCGCGUCGGCUGGCAGAGUACUUGCCAUAUCAAAGACAACGGGCCCAGGAACAAGCGUCCGCCGUAGGUAGUUUCGAGCAGGCCGACAUCUCGUUGGACGCCCGAAGAACCGACCAUCGAUGUCUCACCAACGGCUCGCCAAAUACGGAUACUCGGUUCACCCUUUCGGACAUGCAACAGCUCAUGCUGCCGUCUGAAACAUUUGAAAUCGCUGGUGUAUCGGCACAAUGCGAUGGAGAUCCAACAACAGGGCACUCAAGCUACCUGGCGGACCUCAAGGCACCUGAAGCACAACCACGUUUUUUGCCCAUCAAUGAUUUCACGGGUCGAUUGAGCGCAGUCGGUGACCGACUAGAACGAGUCAUAGAAGUAGCAAUACAAGAAACGAGCCGCGGUAUAGAGCGAAUUGCACGUCUCGAGGCUCAAGCGGAAAGGAUCACGGAUUCCAUCGACGCUUUGCUAUGCGGGACUCUGCCGGGCGGAGAAAGUGUUGGGCAUGGGAACAGAUGAGUACGUACAGGAGCGCUCGGAAGGAUGACAAAGUAGUUCAUCUCCUUUCCGUCACUCUUUUUAGCAUGAUUGCUGAAUUUAUGUUUCUGAUGGCUAUCUCUGUGGCAGAUGUCAAUGGCGGUCGCCAGUCCUACUGUACGUGGCAUGCGCGCUCAGCAGGUAGCACUUGACACAACGUAGUCCUAGCCAGCAGCCCACAAAAUGCAAGGCGUAUCCUGCGUGCUUAUGCGUCG
Colletotrichum destructivum is the source of this 924-nucleotide messenger RNA. RefSeq lists its product as uncharacterized. The record is from RefSeq and is a predicted model, not a curated record. The transcript has 4 exons. NCBI's taxonomy places the organism in Eukaryota, Fungi, Ascomycota, Sordariomycetes, Glomerellales, Glomerellaceae. The coding region runs from base 101 to 691 and encodes 196 amino acids.